AAUGUUUUUCCUUCUAAUUUUAUUGUUUUCCUUCGCCCCAUUUUGUUUUCCAAACAAAUUUUCUUCCAAACAAGAAUGUAUUGUUAAUUAUCUUUUAUUUGAAAUUAAUAUUCAAACAGAAAUUUUUGCUUCAAAAAAAUUUUGUAGAAAUUGUUGGAAAGUUCAAAGAAAAAUUCAAAAAGAAUUUGUUAAAAAUUUAAAAAUUGAAAAGAAAGAUUUGGAAGAAUAUAAGGGAAUUAAUUAUGCAAAUGAUUGUUUUAAAAAGAAUAAAAGUUUAGUUAAAGGGGGUAAUUUGCUGGUUGAUAAAAUGUUUGGAAAAGUAAAUUAUAUGAGUUUAUCCGACGAUUAUCAAAAGAAAUUAGGUAAAUAAUUAAAUUUUGGAGUAAAUUUGGGUCAUUUUGAGUGUGAAACUUUCAGUAGGAGUUCAGCAAGUUUCCUUAAAUCUUGCUAUACCUUCGCUUAGCCCUUUGGAGCCGCAAUUCUGAUUGUACCGUAUCCAUACUAAAUUACCGAAAAAUACCCAAGGAUAACCAAAAUACUCAUAAAUACCAAUAAAUUU
Messenger RNA from Meloidogyne enterolobii, 559 nucleotides. Lineage: Eukaryota; Metazoa; Nematoda; Chromadorea; Rhabditida; Meloidogynidae. The record is from the annotation of a GenBank genome assembly.